Messenger RNA from Colletotrichum graminicola M1.001, 1041 nucleotides. RefSeq lists its product as uncharacterized. The coding region runs from base 1 to 1041 and encodes 346 amino acids. The transcript is spliced from 2 exons. Lineage: Eukaryota; Fungi; Ascomycota; Sordariomycetes; Glomerellales; Glomerellaceae. The record is from RefSeq and is a predicted model, not a curated record.
AUGGCCAGGAACAAGAACAAGAAGGGUCAAGGCCAAGGCGCCGCCGGCAACCAGCAGCCCGGCAGCAGCAAGCCCGAGGAGCAGCAGCAGUUUGAGGAUCAGAAGCCCGGAGAGCAACAGCCUGAGGAGCAAAAGCCCGAAGGCACAACCCCCGUCGGCGAGUUCGGCAACCCCGGGGACGAGGCGCAGACCGGCGAAGCCAAGGACAUGCCUGAAGACGCUUCCAAGCCGGAAGACCCCAAGCCCGAAGAGCCAACAGAGGACAGGCCCAAGGACCAGUCAUCACAAGACGAGGAGAAGAAGCCCGGAGAGGACGUAGAGCCCCAAGACGCCCAGCAGCAGGAUGCGUCGCAAGGCGACGAACCAAAGGCCGGGGACGAACAGAGCCUGACGGAAGACGAGAAGAAGAGGAAGAAGCAGAAGCAGCUGGAAGAGGAACAGAAGCAGCAACAACAGUCUCAAGAGCAACAAAAGACGCCCGGCCAGGACGCGGACGACAAGAAGCAGGAGCCGUCUUCGGCGUCAAAGCAGGCCGGCGUCGAGGACGAGGCGGAGCCCGAGUCUAAGCCGGCCGCUGACAAGGACGGCGAGAAGCCCUCAACGGCGGACCAGACCGCCAAGGACCAAAAGCCCUCGAAGCUGGACGGCGACGAGGAGGAGGUCGAGGAUGACGGGGGCGAGUACUACGACGAUGACGACGACGACGAUAACGUCGAAGACGAUGACGUCGAGGACGAGGAGGAUUACAGCGAGGAUGACGACGAGGAAGACUACGACGAGGACGAGGACGAAGACUACGACUCGGAAGAGGACGACGAGGACGACGGCGGCUACCAGAACGGCCAGAUGACGAGGCAGCAGCAGCAGCAGAUGCAGCAGCAACAACAGAUGCAGAUGCAACAGCAGCAGAUGCAGAUGCAGGGCGGCGGCGGCGGCGACGCCGGCAAGAACCCGCUGAAGCUGCGGCUCGACCUCAACCUCGACAUUGAAAUCACCCUCAAGGCCAGGAUCCACGGCGACCUGACGCUGGCUUUACUGUAA